UGUAUUCCAUAAUAUUAAUUUGUAUUUACUUUUCACUAAAAAGCAUUCAAGUAACAGUUCAUAUUUGCAAAAUUCAUUGCAGUGUUAAAUUACAAGACAAACUUUUUACAAGCUGCACACACAUUAGGAAGGCCCACAAAUGGCAACGUUCCUCAACAUGAACUCAGUUAAGCUAAACAAAUGGCAAGUGGCGCUUCUAUUGGGCACUCCCCUGGCCAUUGGCCUGGGCAUGUAUGUACUCAACAGAAGUUCACGCGACGAGACCAAGCGCGGCAAGUCGCAAAACAAGCCCAAGGAUGCCGGCAAGACGCGCCCGAAGGGCAAAAUAGAGGAAACGCUGUCCAUAGAUGGCACCGCUCCCGAUUCGGAACUGGAGCGCAAAAAGAAGUCGGCCGAGUUGGGUGAGCAGCUGUCACCGCUGAAGGAGGCAAACAAUUACAAAACGGAAGGCAACAAUUGCUAUCGCAAUGGCAAGUACGAUGAGGCCAUCAGCUUCUACGACAAGGCCAUCGACAAGUGUCCCACCGAGCAUCGCACGGACAUGGCAAUCUUCUAUCAGAACCGCGCUGCCUCCUACGAGAUGCUAAAGAAGUGGAAUAAGGUCAAGGAGGAUUGUUCCCUCUCGCUGGAGUACAAUCCGCGCUAUGCCAAGGCCUACUAUAGGCGAGCACGAGCCCACGAGGCCACCAAGGAUAUGAUUGAGUGUCUGGACGAUGUGACCGCCACCUGCAUUCUGGAGAUGUUCCAGAACAACAAUACCAUCAUGUUUGCUGACCGAGUGCUCAAGGAGACCGGCCGCCUGGAUGCCGAGAAGGGUCUGCGCGACCGAGUGCCCGUCGUGCCCUCGGCAAGCUUCAUCAACACCUACAUGCGUUCCUUUAUAGCCGAUCCGCUGCAGACAAUGAAUGUGCCGCCUUCGGCUGUGGCAGAUACACCGGCACGCGGCUUUUUGCGCGCCCGACAAGCAUUCGAGGAGCAGAAAUAUGAUGAAAUUAUUGCGGCAUGCACCGAGGAAAUUGAAUCUUCGGAGGCCGAAUCACAAUACAAGGUGGAGGCGUUGCUAAUGCGCGGCACAUUCCACUUACUCUGCGGCUCCUUUGCCGACAGCAAAGUCGACUUUGACGCCAUUCUAGCCAAUGAUGAUGCGGACACGACGCUGCGCGCCUACGCGUUCAUCAAACGGGCCGCGCUCUUCAUUCAGACGGAGGAGCGCGAAAAGGGACUGGCCGACUUUGCGGAGGCAGAGAAACUGAAGCCCGACAAUCCAGAUGUGUAUCAUCAGCGUGCACAGAUCUUGCUUCUGCUGGAGCAGAUCGAGGCGGCGCUGUUGGAGUUCGACAAGGCGGUCCGCCUGGCCCCACAACAUGCCAUUGCCAAUGUGCAAAAGUGCUAUGCCGAGUAUCGUCUCUCGCUGAUGUCCGGCGAUCAGAAGCGCCUGGAGCGCGUUAUACAAGACUUUGAGAAGGCAAUUGAAAAGUUUCCCGACUGCGUCGAGUGCUACAGCUUGAUGGCCCAGGUACUGGCCGAUCAACAGCAGUUCCCCCAGGCGCAGCAGUUCUACGAGAUGGCCAUGAAGAGGGCGCCCACAAAUCCGGCACUGCUCGUCCAUCAGGCCAUCAUGAUGCUGCAGUGGCGCGGCGACAUUGAGGCUGCCGUCACGUUGCUAAAUCGCGCCAUCGAUGUGGAUCCGAAGUGCGAGCUGGCCUACGAGACGCUCGGCACCGUUGAGGUGCAGCGCGCCCAGCUGCAGCGUGCCGUUGAUCUGUUUGAGAAGGCGCUGCUCUAUGCCAAGAGCCAGGCGGAGCUGGUGCAUGUCUACUCGUUGCGUAAUGCGGCGCUAGCUCAAAUCAAUGUCACCCGCAAGCUGGGCAUCGACAUGAAUUCCGUGUCAGCCAUGGCCCAGUCCGGCUUUCUCUCACAAGCGUCCAUGUAGAGGAGGGGAGCAGGAUGGGCAGACGCAGCUUGAGCCACAGCAUUUAUGCGUUCGUUGUGCUACCUAUGUUAAUACCGAUAACUGCUCCCCCAACCCCACCCCUAACCUCACCCCCAAAACUAAUCAAACAAAUCAAUCGAUAAGCCCGAUGUUAUAUAUACAUAUAAAAAUGUGGAAAAUCCCGUUUUAGUUAUUGUGCACC
Messenger RNA from Drosophila novamexicana, 2135 nucleotides. It is a transcript of the gene Tom70, whose product is annotated as mitochondrial import receptor subunit TOM70. The coding region runs from base 140 to 1933 and encodes 597 amino acids. Gene Ontology annotation, molecular function: protein binding. NCBI's taxonomy places the organism in Eukaryota, Metazoa, Arthropoda, Insecta, Diptera, Drosophilidae. The record is from RefSeq and is a predicted model, not a curated record. The transcript is spliced from 3 exons. Gene Ontology annotation, biological process: RNA processing.